CAGACGCAAACCCGCAAUAACCACCAUAGCAACCCCACCCGUCUCCUGGGCGCCUAUCUUUCACGCGAACUCUGGCGCGGGGGCAAAGCGGAAUGCUGAUCAAUCUGAACCUUGAACCACCACCACCAUGAAGCGCUUCUUCCCUGUGGUUUCACGAGAUGGGCCCAGUAAACGUCAAAAGGAUGAAGAGCCUGUGUGUAAAGGUGAAACAGACUUGUUAGGGCCUUCUGCAACUGGGGCUGUUGCUGAAGAAAGCGAAAAGACCUCGGACAAAGUCGGAAUUGGUGGAGCAUCGAACGCCAAUGACAGGCCCUCCACUGGUGGUUCCCUCCUGGACGAAAAGAAGGAUAGCAAAGACGAGCAGAACCUUGCAUCAAUCUUCCGGAGGGCCAAGAGUUUUGGGGCGGGUACGGCGGAGGCUCCCAGCACUUCUGGAUAUGAGCGGACAGGAAAGAGCCCGACGUCGUUCAUGUCCUGGAACACGAAUAGCUUCAUCAUACGCAUGAAGGCAAACAAGCAGGAGGUGGUGCGCUUUGUGGAGCAGCAUGAUCCUGAUGUGAUUGCAAUACAGGAGGUACGGCUUCCUGCGGCAGGAGAGAAGAAGGGCCCCAAGAACCGGGGGGACAUGUCAGAUGUCACCAACUCAGCCAGGGAUGAGAAGCAGUUCAUGACACGGGCGCUUGCAGCGGCCCCGUUUUCGAACUACCGCGUCUUCUGGUCGCUGGCGGAUGGCAAGUAUAGUGGGACAGCGUUGCUUGUGAAAAAAGAGAUGGAGAUUGUGGGGGUUGCCUACUGCUUCGACGACAUUCUCACGAGGAUGGUUGCGGGGGAAGGGGAGCCGGCAAGCGGGCGGAAGGGGCCAAAGCAUGAAGAAGAGGGGCGUCUCAUCAUGGUGGAAUUUCCAGAGUUUCGGCUGCUCAACACAUACGGCAUGAACAAUGGGUGGAAGGAGGAGACGUUCCAGAGGCGGAGGGAUUGGGACCGCCGCCUGCUGGAAUUGGUGCAAGCGCUCGUAGGGGGCAAACCCCUUAUCUGGUGCGGGGACACGAACGUCAGCCAUACCGAUCUCGACGUAAGCCACCCCGAGUUCUUCCGGUGGCAAAAGGAGAAGGGCUACACGCCUCCACGAGACGUUGACGUUGGGCAGCCUGGCUUCACGCAAGCGGAGAAGGACCGAUUCUCGGAAAUUCUAGAAAAGGGGAGGUUAGUAGAUAGCUAUAGGCACCUGCACCCGAAGAAAGACUACGAGACGGGAUUCACGUGGUCGGGGCAUCCGGUCGGGAAAUACCGAGGGAAGCGAAUGCGGAUCGACUACUUUCUGCUGUCGGAAAGUCUAGUUGACCGCCUCGAAUCCAGCGAGAUACACGGGACGGGGAUCGAACGAGAAGGUUUCAUGGGCAGCGACCAUUGCCCAAUCACCUUGCGCCUCCGGGAGAAGCUCGUACACAAUGCCUAGCUGUGAUACUGUACCGCUGAAAGUGUCCAUAUCUUGUCCCAAACUGUACAGCCUGUGUUUGAGAGGACGCGCAUGCUGUGACGUCCUAGAACCCUUCUCCCACCUCGCA
Molecule: messenger RNA, 1565 nt
Organism: Klebsormidium nitens
Lineage: Eukaryota; Viridiplantae; Streptophyta; Klebsormidiophyceae; Klebsormidiales; Klebsormidiaceae
Source: the annotation of a GenBank genome assembly